CUCCCCUAUGCCGCAGGUGCCGCGUUGAACAUCUGGGAGAGUCCGCAGUCUGUGGCCCAGCCGGGGAACCGCAGCCCGGGGGCCCUGGAACCUCCCAGACUCCUUUAUAUGAAAGGGCAACAAACCAGCUAUUCAUCCUUGCUGAAGACAAAUGCAAAUAAAAGAAACAGCAGGAAAUGGCUGAUUCUCCUGGAAAUAUGUCUCAGGGUGUGUUGGCGUUCAGAGAUGUGGCUGUGGAAUUUUCCCAAGAGGAAUGGGGAUGCCUGGACUCUACGCAGAGGGCUUUGUACAUUGAUGUGAUGUUGGAGAAUUACAACAACCUGGUCUCUGUGGAGAACUAUUGCAUACAUGGUACUGUUGAUCAACAUGUGAAUACAGAAAAAGAGUCUUGUCAGUAUAAUGAACUUGGCAAAAUUCUUCAUGAACACUUCAAAUGUGCACUUUAUAAAGCUAGUAUAGCUACAGAAAACUCUAAAAACUACAGAUGCUAUAAUGACAGGGAUAUGUCUAAUGACUCAUCAAACCUAGAUCAACCUAAAAGCAUGCACACUGGAGAAGAACCUUGCAAAUCUAAAGACUGUGAGAAAUCUUUCAGUUUGUGUUCCAACAUUAGUCAAUAUCAGAGACUCCACACUGCAAAGAAAGAGCACAGACAAGAACAAUAUAAUGACCAUUUCAACUCUACACACAGUCUCAAUGAACAAACAAACUAUAUUGGAGAGAAAUCACACCAGUGUGGGAAAUGUGGGAAGUGCUUCAGUACUGCCUCAAAUCUCACUGUACACCAGAGAAUUCAUACUGGAGAGAAACCCUACAAGUGCAACCUUUGUGACAAAUGUUUUUCCCAGAGCACAACUCUUAAAACACAUCAGAGACUUCAUACCGGAGAGAAGCCUUACAAAUGCAGAGAAUGUGGAAUGUCCUUUCCUUACUUGUCAUCCCUUAAAGUCCAUCAGAAUUUGCAUCCUGGGGCUAAGCCAUACAAAUGUAAGGAAUGUGACAAAUCCUUUACUAUAAAGUCAACUCUUAUAAAACAUCAGAGAAACCAUACUGGAGAGAAACCCUACACAUGCAAUGUUUGUGACAGAUCCUUUAGACAAUGUGCAAAUCUUAAAACACACCAAAGACUUCAUACAGGAGAGAAGCCUUACAAGUGCAAAGAAUGUGGAAAGUUAUUUACUCAGUCCUCAUCCCUUAAAAAACAUCAGAAUCUGCAUACAGGAAAGAAACCUUACAAAUGUGAGGAAUGUGACAAAUCCUUUACUGAGAAGUCAACUCUUACAACGCAUAAAAGAAUUCAUACUGGAAAGAAGCCCUACAAGUGCAACAAGUGUGACAAGUCCUUUAACAGUUGUACAAAUCUUAAAACACAUCAAACACUUCAUACUGGGGAGAAACCUUACAAGUGCAAGGAAUGUGGGAAGUCCUUUCCUUACAUGUCGUCCCUUAAGAUACACCAGAAUUUGCAUCCUGGAGAGAAGCCUUAUAAAUGUAAGGAAUGUGGCAAAUCCUUUACUCUGAAGUCAAGUCUUAGGACACAUCAGAUCAUUCAUACUGGAGAGAAGCCCUACAAGUGCAACAUUUGUGGCAAAUCCUUUAACCAAUGUACAAAUCUUAAAACACAUCAAAGACUUCAUACUGGGGAGAAGCCUUACAAAUGCAAACAAUGUGGAAAGUCCUUUCAUUACUGGUCAUCCCUUAAAAGCCAUCAGAAUUUGCAUACUGGAGAGAAGCCUUAUAAAUGUAAGGAAUGUGACAAAUCCUUUACUGAGAAGUCAACUCUUAUAAAACAUCAGAGAAUUCACACAGGAAAGAAGCUCUACAAGUGCAACAUGUGUAACAAAUCCUUCACCUGGUGUGCAUCUCUUAAAACACAUAAAAAGUUUCAUACCGGGGAGAAGCCUUACAAAUGCAGAGAAUGUGGGAAGUCCUUUCCUCAGUUAUCAACCCUUAAAAGACAUCAGAAAAUUCACGCAGACAGGGCACACACUGGGGAGAAGCUUUACAAGUGCAAUGACUGCGGCAGAUCCUAUGCCUAUCAUUCAUCAUUUAGAAGGCAUCAGAGAGUUCAUUCUAUAGAAAUUAUAGAUUGCUGCAUAGAACGUGGCGAGUCCUAUACUGAAUUAACACAUCUUAAAAUACAUUAUAGGAUCCAGACUGGAAAGAACAAGUGUAUGGACUGUGACAAAUCAUUAACCAAUCACUCGUAUUUUAAAAGAUAUCAGAGUGUUCCUACUAAAAGAGAGAGACCUUACAGAUGUAAGGCAUGUGACAAAUCUUUUUAUAAGUGUUCUACUCCUGGAGAACAUCAUAAAAUUCAUACUGGGAAGAAAAAUACCACGUUAAAUAAUGUGUCAUAGCAUUUGUCUUGUAUUCUUUGCUUACAAACAACAACAUUAUACAUAAUGUAAACUUAACGAUAAGAAAUUUGUGAAAUCCUUAAAAUAGUUUAAAUCAUAGAAGAAUUUCAUAGAGUUUAUAUUUAAAUAAAAUUCCGCAAAUGUGUCUGUGAAGAGCUGUGUCUUUUUUUUAAUGUAUAUAGGUAUUUUGAUUGUAUGCAUGCCUGUACACUGAAGAGACACAGGAAGCCUGCCUCUGCACUUCCCUGCUGCUGUGCUGGACUAGAGAAGUUAGCACUCCUUCUCUCCCCCUUCAUAGAUGCCUCUGAACUUUGGAGAGGGUGAACAAAGAGGGGCCAACCUGGAGCCAGAAUAUUCCAAUUCCCCUUUUCCCCUUUCAUACAACAGUAGCAUGGCAAGGGAAAGUAAUCUGAAGCAUUUUUCAUUCUUUUUAUAUACCUUAAAUCAUUUGUUUCCCCAAUAAUUUGCCAUAAGACAUAGGUAGUGGAUUACUGACAGCUGUCAUUAUAAGGCAAAUUUGUUUAACUAGAUGAGUACUAAAACCUAUUUUGUGAAUUUGCCACUUACUACAUUCUGGUAGCAAGGUAAGCUCUUUGUCUUUAUCAGCUGGAGGCCUAGGAAAGUGUGGCUUGAAGUCUCAUUUUUUACAAUGAAGAGAACUGAGAAAGCAUCUGAAACCCUGGGUGCUACUGUUAAACAUACAACACUAUCCCUAGCCUAGAAAAUUUCUCCAGAGUAAGACCAAGAGCUUUCAAGUCUAUGAAAAAUGACAGUGACUUACUGACUACCUGACACCCUAGAUUCCUCUAUGGUUAAAAACCAGCUCCAACAGUAUGUUCAGAGAUCCAAAGAGGGGAUGUGAGGUCUGCAACAAUGUGAAGCAGACAUACACACACACACUUGGUGGAAGAAGCAAGUUCCAACCACUCUAUGUACAUACAUGCAUACACAUUUGAUAGAUGGAGCUCUGCAUUAAAUCAUAUCAGGUAGCUGAGAGCAAAAAAGGGGUACAUGAAAUUAAUCAUCACCUUGAUCACCAGUCCGUUAUCAACAACCAAGUCAUAUCAGUGCCAUUUUUCCUGCUCCCUGACCUUAAAAAGGCCCCAGUUCAGCUAUUUAAGAGUGUGUUUUCUGAACUUCAAAUUGUUCACUAAGGUUUUCUAUAUCAUAGCUAUUAACAACAUCUUAACUUCACUAGCAGUCUACUUUUUCAAAUUUUUACAAAGGUGAUGGUCAUUGCUAACAGUCUACAUCUUAAAUAUUUCCAAGAAUGGUGGUUGAAUCAUCAAUCAGCUCUAGCAGCAAUGCUUAAAAAUCAACAGCUGUUAUUGUAAGUGCCCAGUGAGGGGCUGAAAGCCCCCCUUAGAGCUUUCAUGCAAUUCUUAGAUUAAGAGGGACCAGAAGAAGCAGAACAAAACUCCUCAACAGCAUGAAGUCCUCAGGGCAUGUAGCCAUCGUACUCUGACCCUCUGAGGUACAAACAUUAUGAUUGUGUUAAACUGUAGACUGGUUUCAUGGUUUCUACAACUGUUUUGCUGUUCCUCUUGCAUGGCCCUCAACACUCCAUGAUCAGCAGCGGGAUAAUAAGUCUACAGCUGCCACAACUGGAUCUGACAGAAGUCCCGUGUAGUAGGAACUUACAGGGACUGUUUCAUCUUGUCAAGGCAAAGCAGCGCAGUCAACUCCCCAUUGUCGUCCUUGUCCACGCAUUGGAGAGUGUGCUGCCAGCAGCAACAGUAUUUGCCCAGUGGCCAGGUUUGCCACAUUCAAAACAAGCUCCAGUUGCUGUUGUUCGGGGCCCUGUGUCAUCUUUGCAGGAGACUAGGGAUGCUGCUAGGAACUGACGUUUCUCUAUAUCAUGAAAAGCUUUUCUAUAAAACAUUUUAAGGGGCUGGAGAGGUGGCUCAGUGGGUAAGAGCACUGAUUGCCCUUCUGAAGGUCAUGAGUUCAAAUCCCAGCAACCACAUGGUGGCUCACAACCAUCUGUAAUGGGAUCGGAUGCCCUCUUCUGGUGUAUCUGAAGACAGCAACAGUGUACCUACGUAAUUAAAAAAAAUUAAAAAAAAAAAAAAAACAUUUUAAAUGACAUAUUCAGCAGAUCUCUGAAGCAUUUAAUGACUAUGUAUUGAGUUUAUCUAAAUAGAAAAACUUUGCUUCUUUCCAAUUUUAGGCUUAACUUUGAAAACAUACAGGAGGCUAAAUAAAGUUUAUUCCUGUAAUUAAUUAUAUUAGUACUUAGCAUGACUACAAGUAUACUUCUGAACACAUGAAGCAAUUUGUUCAUUUAUAUGGUGUCUUAGGGUUUUGCUGCUGUGAACAGACCCAUGACCAAGGCAAAUCUUACAAAGGACAACAUUUAAUUGGGGCUAGCUUAUAGUUUCAGAGGUUCAGUCCAUUAUCGUCAAGGCAAGAGCAUGGCAGCAUCCAGGCUGGUAUGAUAUAGGCAGAGCUGAGAGUUCAACAUCUUCAUCUAAAGGCUGCUAGUAGAAGACUAACUUCCAGGCAGCUAAGAAGAGGGUCUUAAGCUCACACACACACACACAGUGAUACACCUACUCCAACAAGGCCACACCUCCUUAUAGUCCCACUCCCUGGACCAAGCAUUUAUAAACAUCACAUAGGUGACUGACCAUUCCCUUGUAUAACUUAAUGAUCCUUAACAGCUACUUAGUAGGUUAUAUAAGGUUAGAAUUUUUCAGGUUUAUUCCUAUUUAGUUUGGCCAUUGAAAGUAACAAUUUUGAAUUGAAGCUUUUUUAGUACCAAAACAAAACUUUUAAUCAUGGAUAAGAUCCAUUAGGGAGACUGGACACAGUGGUGGUGGGGGUGGGGGGAAGUCACUCCUUGGGUGAAAUGGAAAAAGGUUAUUUCAAACUGACAAUUCUGUAAGCUAGGGUGGGCCUUCUAAGCAGAGACUGGGGGAGUCUAGAGGCUAGCAUUAACCUUGAUAAGUUAAUAGGCACCACAGUCAUAUGUUGAUGGAAGGGCCUCAGGUUCCUCUUCCCAGAAAUAAGGAAAUUGUCUCACUUUUUUAGAAAGCAGAUACGUUUUACUCAAGACCCUGGGCAAAUGGGGGCUUUUGUCUAAAUGCCGAACCUUGGGAAAAGAAUUUUCUUGGGAUACCAGACACACCCUUGUAGAAUAUUGUAGUUUGGUUUUGUAUGAUUUAGUUUAUCCAAAUAUCUAAAGCUUAGAAUGAGCAAAGACAGAGAAGGUAAACAAAUAUAACUAUGAAUCUGAGUAGAACUUAGGAAUUUGUAAAUCUUAUUAUCAAAUUUAUCAAAUACACCUUAUUUGUCAAACAUAUUUAUCAAAUAUACCCUACUUAUCAAACAUGUUACAUUUUUAAAUUUUCUAGCAGCUUUGUAUUAAACAGUUAUCAAAGACAUAAGUUGUUAGACAUACAACAUAAAUCAUCUUUUUAAAAUCUGAACAGAUGUUCAUAACCUAAAAUGUUUAUCCCCAUAUGGAGUAUGCUGUAAAUUACAGUUGAAUCACAUAUAUUGUAUUUUGUAAAUUAACAUCAUACAAAAAUCCACACUACCCCACAAUAUUUGAGAUGUGUUGUUGCUCCCUUAGUCUUGUUGAGGUCUGCCCUGUGCCCCUACAGCAUAAUUAUAGCCAUUUUGUUACAUGCCUGCCAGCUAUUUCAUAUUGUUGUUGUAAUAUGCCAACCAGUGACUGAUGCAGAAAAUAAAAUAACUUGACUCAGAGCAAGGUUAUGUUGACCACAUACCCUAUUAUAUUCUGUAUUUUCUAUGGUUUUUAAAAUUUCAAUAAAUUCCACAAAGCUUUGCAUAGGACCCAUCAAAUUAAAGGUUAAUAUGAACUAUUAUGUCUAAAAUGGCCUGACUCAGAACUGAGCACCAGGCAACACUUCCUGUACCUUCCUAUGAGCUCAUUGUGGGGUUUGUGCUGUUUUCCUUUAUAUGCCUCCCCUGAGAACUGUUUGUUAUCAUAGCGUCAGCCCCCACUGAACUAUGUACCUGAUCUGAUCACUAUCAGGAUGUGCAUUCAAUAAACCAUUACGGUCCGACUGA
Apodemus sylvaticus (European woodmouse) is the source of this 6398-nucleotide messenger RNA. Its product is annotated as zinc finger protein 54-like. The record is from RefSeq and is a predicted model, not a curated record. Lineage: Eukaryota; Metazoa; Chordata; Mammalia; Rodentia; Muridae. Gene Ontology annotation, molecular function: DNA-binding transcription factor activity, RNA polymerase II-specific; RNA polymerase II cis-regulatory region sequence-specific DNA binding. Gene Ontology annotation, biological process: regulation of transcription by RNA polymerase II.